Molecule: messenger RNA, 1632 nt
Organism: Schistocerca nitens (vagrant locust)
Lineage: Eukaryota; Metazoa; Arthropoda; Insecta; Orthoptera; Acrididae
Product: sodium channel protein Nach-like
Exons: 9
Coding region: 1-1632 (543 amino acids)
Biological process (GO): sodium ion transmembrane transport
Cellular component (GO): membrane
Molecular function (GO): ligand-gated sodium channel activity
Source: RefSeq, a predicted model, not a curated record
AUGAAGAGUAAGAGACGAGAACAAGUUGUUGGUGACUUCUGUUCAGUUGCAGUCCUGGAGAAGAACACAUGGCUGUACAAGUCUGUUGUGUUGAGCUCUUGGUGGAUAUCAAGAUUUGUAACUGCGGAUGCGCAUGCAGACUGCACAGGCUCAGAAUGUGUCGGCCGAGAAGUGAGCAGUGAGUGUGCAGAGGCUGUGCGCAGGCUGGCGUGGGCGACGGCGGUGUGCGGCAGUGCGCUGCUGGCGGUCCUGGUGGGGGCGGAGGCGUGGCGGGGCUACGCGCGGGCGCCGGCCGCCAUGCAGGUGGAGAGCACGCACUGGCCGCUGCGCGCGCUGCCCUUCCCCGCCGUCACCGUCUGCCCCGGCCGGCGCGUCGUCACCCGCGUCGCGCUGCCGCUGCUCGCCAGGGAGUUAGGAGAGGACCCCGAAUCGUUGAACGGGAGCCUACAGGAGUCGCUUCUGCACGUGCUGAGCGCGUUGUCGCUGUUCCGGGCUCCCAGCUACGAGGGCGUCGCCAGGGACCUGCUGGCGGCCGGGGACCCGCUGCUGCGCCGCCUGGCCAAGCUCAACGUCACCAGCUUCAUGCUGCAGGUGCUGCCCCGCUGCGAGACGGUGUUCCACAAGUGCUUCUUCCAGGGCGCUCCCCUCAACUGCUGCCAAGAGAUGUCGCUGCAGCGAGCGCCCGUCGGCUUCUGCUACUCCUUCAACUCGCUCACGUCUGAGACUAGGAGACACUGGUCUGUGACGGUGCACAGCCCGCGGGACGCGCCCGGCCCCGGCCUGGUGGCGCCGCAGUGGCCGGCGGGCGGCGAGCGCUCCGUCACGGCGCUCUCGGUGGACGCGGCGUUCGUCACGAGCGAGGCCGAGCUGCGCCGCCUGCCGCUGCCCAAGCGCCUCUGCCUCUUCCCGGACGAGCGGCCGCUGCUCUUCUCGCGCUUCUACACGCGCGCCAACUGCAUCCACGAGUGCCUGCAAGUCGCCCACGCCAAGAAGUGCGGCUGCUUGCCCUACAUCUCCCGCGUCCCCUCAGGAGUGUAUAUGAGAUUGGAUCCCACGGGGAACUGUUGUGUUCAGCGACUGUACAAAGAUUUAGUACACAAGUUGCUGUAUGCACAACCAUUCUCUGAAGUAAAAGCGGUGACGUCGGGAAACAAAGCGUUAGAGAGGUGGUUGGCGGCAGGGGAGACGCGGCCCCCGGAGGCGAUGCCCCCGCGCUGCGGCCGCUGCCUGCCCGACUGCCAGGAGGCGGUGUACAGCGCGCGGCCGGCCGUCGCCAGGGACAGCAACCCGGCCGGCGCCACCGCCGCCGCCUACGUCGACGUCCACUUCUCGCAGCCCUACACCAUCAAGUAUCGCCGCGUGCUCACCUUCGACACGCGUCAGCUGCUCGUGUCGCUGGGCGGCAUCGCGAGCCUCUUCCUGGGCGUCAGCCUGGUGAGCGCCGCCGAGCUCCUCUACUGGGCGGCCCGCAUCGCCGCCGCCACAGCCGCCGCUGUCCGCCGUCGCUGGCCUGGAGCCUCACCUGCUCCACCAUCUGCCGACACUCCCUGUCAUUCUAGUGAUAAUUUGCCAAGUGUUUUAGAUCAUAAAAACUCGGGCCCUGCAGCUCCUGGUGCAUCUUCAUACAUGUAA